AUGCGGUUUUUAGUGUGGGUCUUCUUUGUGGGCCUGGUAACCUUCGUUUCCGGUACCCAUGCUAUCUCUAAGCUCGCCAACUCGAAUGAGCCCCAAUCUACACAGUUAACGAUGAAGGACAUUGACACAUUGACCCGUCUACUCUUCGUCGAGGACGGUGAUGCCGCCAAGCGAUUCCUGCGAAGCAACGCAAAUCAAGAUUUGACGACAGCUAACGACGAUUCGGAUGUCAAGGAGGAGGAGAGAGGACUUCUCCCGUCGAAGGUUACAAACUUGAUCUCGAAGGCGAAGAACGGCUGGGCUAAGUGGAAGGCGAACGCGUUGGAGAAGGCUUUUCAGCAUAUGAUGAAGCAGGGAGAAACCCCCACGUCAUUAGCAAAGCGUUUGGAGAUUGGAGGAGCUGCCGAACUCAGAUACGAGAAGGUCUACGAGAAAUAUACGGCCUGGUGGAUCAACUAUCACACCGUUGCCGGAACUUAA
Phytophthora infestans T30-4 is the source of this 480-nucleotide messenger RNA. Its product is annotated as secreted RxLR effector peptide protein, putative. Bases 1 to 480 code for a protein of 159 amino acids. NCBI's taxonomy places the organism in Eukaryota, Oomycota, Peronosporomycetes, Peronosporales, Peronosporaceae. The record is from RefSeq and is a predicted model, not a curated record. The transcript has a single exon.